Adineta ricciae is the source of this 717-nucleotide messenger RNA. The record is from the annotation of a GenBank genome assembly. Lineage: Eukaryota; Metazoa; Rotifera; Eurotatoria; Adinetida; Adinetidae.
AUGUCGUGGUAUCACGCAGCACUGCUAUCUGGAGAUCGACCAUCCUAUCGAUUUAUCGAUAGUUGUAAACGAUUUUCCAGACGUUUAAGCACCGGAAUCUAUCGAGUUGUUCGUCGACGACCAACGUCAGAUGCACAGUUGGACGUACUACUUUCAAGAUGUUUUCAACACUCGCGAUCUAUUGACGAAAUUGUUAAAUGCACGCGCUUUACCAAAGCAGAAAUUCGACUUUUGUAUCGAAGUUUCAAACAACAAUGUCCAGGUGGAAGUGUCAACGAAGAACGAUUACGAUCCAUAUACAUCCAGUUCUUUCCACAGGGCAAUGCAGCAAGAUAUGCUCGGUAUCUAUUCGCAAUUAUCGAUCGAAAUCGUAAAGGCACAUGUACAUUCGAUGAUUAUAUUUUUACAUUAUCGAUUCUAUGCCGUGGAACAAUCGAUGAAAAAUUACGAUGGAUUUUUCGUUUUUAUGAUAUUCAUGGAGAAGGAAUAUUGACACGUGAUGAUCUGGGCGAGAUUAUUCGAUCCUUAUAUGAUCUUCUCGGUCCAUCAGUUCAACCGGUUGCUGAUGAACGUCAUAUUCAAAGGCAUAUCAAUGAGAUUUUUCAUAGCAUUGAUAAUAUGCGUAACGAACAAAUCACGGUGGAAGACUUUAUUAAUUAUUGCAAACGACGACCACAGCUGAUCGACUCGAUUCAAGCACUGUCGUAUUGUUUAUAA